Cygnus atratus (black swan) is the source of this 930-nucleotide messenger RNA. RefSeq names its product G-protein coupled receptor 35-like. Gene Ontology annotation, cellular component: membrane. Gene Ontology annotation, biological process: positive regulation of Rho protein signal transduction; phospholipase C-activating G protein-coupled receptor signaling pathway; chemokine-mediated signaling pathway. The record is from RefSeq and is a predicted model, not a curated record. Gene Ontology annotation, molecular function: chemokine receptor activity. Bases 1 to 930 code for a protein of 309 amino acids. Lineage: Eukaryota; Metazoa; Chordata; Aves; Anseriformes; Anatidae. The transcript has a single exon.
AUGAACCAGAACAGCUGCAGUAUCACAGUUUAUGAAAACUUUCCGCUUGUCCAGCUGUGUGUUUACAUUCCAGUUUUGAUUUUGGGCAUUUUUCUGAACGUGUUGGCGCUCUGGGUGUUCUGCUGCAAGUUCAACAAGUGGACAGAAACCAAAGUAUACAUGGUCAACUUGGCUGUGGCCGACUGCUUGCUGCUCUUCACUUUGCCUUUUAAAACAUUAUCCAAUUUCCAACAGAUGAAGGUAGGUAGAUGGUGUCUGAUUCUGGAAAGUGGCUAUUUCAUAAACCGCUUAAUGAGCAUCGGUAUCAUCACUGUCGUGGCAGCUGACCGGUACCUUGCCAUCAAGUACCCUUUGAAAGCCAAAGUGCUGAGGUCACCCCUGCAGGCAACUUUUGCAUCUGGAUUUCUUUGGAUAGUCAUCAUCUGUGUGAUUUUCCUUAUUAAAAUGAUAGAGAAUCGAGAGCAAGAUGAACUUUGUUUCGAAAAAUCCUCUGUUAAGCCCUCAGUAAUCAGUCUGUGUGUUAUUAUUGGAGGGUUUUUCAUACCACUGAUCAUUGUGAUUUAUUGCUCCACACAAGUCAUUGCAGAACUCUUGAAAAAGAAGAGUGAAAACUGUCACGAGAAAAAGCUCAUCAGGAAGGCUGUCUACAUUGUGACUGCAAACAUGGCAGUGUUCAUCAUAUGCUUUUUGCCUCUUUACCUUGGACAUCUCCUUCGCUUUAUAAUGGACUCCAUCAGCUCCAGCUGCCCUGCGAUACAGAGGGUUAACAACUUCGUUCACCUUGCCUCGGUCCUUGCAAACACAAACUGCUGCCUUGAUGCUAUUUGUUACUACUUUGUAAACAAGGAAUUUAAGGAAGCAUCUCCCAAGCUAGUGAGGUCCAAAUCUGAAUCCACUGAAGAUGCUGAAAUUCAGCUUCCCACACAUUAG